Molecule: messenger RNA, 3446 nt
Organism: Orbicella faveolata
Lineage: Eukaryota; Metazoa; Cnidaria; Anthozoa; Scleractinia; Merulinidae
Source: RefSeq, a predicted model, not a curated record
CGCUUUACAGAUAGCAAGAGACCGAUCUGGUUAAAAUGCGUUGAUUGCACUCUAGCAUGCAUUGAUUCGAGUUGUGUGCGAGUCUAAUCAAACGUAUCUAUUAUUGUAUGAGUGAUCUAACAGUGUUCUUAUUUGAUCUUUGCUUUAGUGAAAGUGUGGGAGGAUUAUUAAAGGAACCAUUAGAAAUAAUGAAGUAAGUUGAGUCUUAUCAUUGUAUAGGUUUUAAUUCCACUGACCUACCGCGUCUAUGAUUUGUCUGCUUUAUCAGAUAUAAAACAUUUCUAAUUCUCCUUUCCGUUCAGACCUGGCUUUGCUCGAGUCGGUCUUCCUUACUUCAUGAACGACAAACCAGUGGAUUUUGUACUAAAUGCUGUCAACAUGGUAGCUACGCAUGGAUGGAAACUGUUACCGCAGGUCAGUCAGACCUUUACUGCAAAGACAAUGCUGGGCUUGCUUGAGCGAUGAAAAGAUCGUCAGUCAUCACAAAUUGGUUUAUUUUAGGCAAAGGGUGUUUGAAUGAUCAAGUCGAAAAAGGAUAUCAUUGAAAAGUUGAGCCCAAGGAAACCAUAAAUCAAGCACAAGAUUUGCAAGGACUAUUACUGUUUGAUGAAACAGUGACAUCAUCUUGCUAUUAUUCAGUGCACAUUUAUGAUAUAUUUUUUUUCUUCAUCGGUUUCAGUUUAAUUUGUAUCGUGUUUAAAAACUAAAAUUGUAACAUCUGGCUCUUUGCGCUUUAUGAAAAACAACAACAACAAAACCUGAAACACUUGUGCUUGCCUGGACUCAUUCGUUCGUUCUUGUAAACUUUCGUUCAUACCGCUUUUGCCCGUUUGACUUACUCCUGACACGGCUGUCUCCCCCCCUGGGUCUCCGAGGUGGCUGUCAUAGUGCGCCACAUUUUGAUUUAGUAUAACUACGUCUUUUGUCUGGGUGUCAAGGCUGUCUAACAAAUGAUUUAUUUCGUUGUUUUAUUACAAUACCACUUUGAUCCACACACGGGUGUUUGGGAACAUAAACAGUUUAAAAAGGACCGUGGAGAAACCUUGUUUAGCUUACAUGACCUAAGCUAUGAUGAGACUGGAAUGACCGUUAACACGAAAGAAGUAUGCAAGGAUUACGAAGGGACGCUUGAUGAUAUUGCUGAGGCAGCCAAGCGAGUUUUCAACGAGGCAGUUGAUGUAAACAAGGAAAUAUCCACUAUAGAAGAAGAAGUAAUCGAGUUUACGGACGACAGAAACCAGUUAGUCUGGUUUCUGCAGCCAAAUGAAGCGCAGUUUUACUUAGCGGCAGAGACAUUGAAAUAUAAGCCUAAACCAUUUGGAAGGAACAAGUCUCCGUUUACACCAAAGCAUGGCCAUUCACCUCGGGUAUCACCGCAAAUAUCUCCAGCUGGAUCAGAUCCAGAUUUACACAUGAAUGGUCACGUGGAUGGUCACGUGGAAAGUCCGUCUGAUGAUUCUGAAGACGUUACACAGAAGCACACGUUACUCCAAGCUCGUGAGGACUGGGAUCCUAAGGAUUCUCAUAAAAAGGUCGCUGGUGGAAAAAAGAAAAGGGACGUCAUUGAAAAAAUCAAACGUGCUUUAUGUCAUGUACCUCGACACUAAACUUUUAAAGAAAUCUUCAGCGAAGGAUUAAGUUUUUAAUAGUAUCCGAAGUGUAGGAAUUGCUUCUUGUUAUUUAGAAUUUCCUCUGGAUUGGUAAUGUUCGUCAUGAGGGUCAUAAUCAGUGGAAAUAAUGAAUAAUGACAGAUUCAGUCCGACUGAAAGUUUCUUUGACAAAAUUUUAAUAUUUAAAUAAAUUUAUAUUUAUAUAUUUAUUUCUCAACCGCGUUAUAAUAAAUGGACGUUCAUAAGAACGUUUUUUACUUAGAGUGUGAGCAAGAAAUAGUGGUGUGCAAAAUAAGUUUCACCUGUCGAUGUGUGUAGAGUUUUAUUCCUAUUUUUCAGUGUGUACUUCAAGUUUGUAAGGUUAUCUAAGGUGGCAUUCGAAUACUGAUUCAAAAAUGUUUUCUCCUUCUUCCAAACUGUGUGGUCUUUUGUUAUGUAGUUUUUUGAACCAACAGAAACAGAUUAUUUCACGGUGGUGAGCUCACUAUGACGGACUCACCAAUGAACUUUUUACAUUUGUUUGUAUUAUAGUUCGUCUUUAAAUAAGAUACUUGAAAGGCAACAUACUGAGCUUAUUGUCGCCGUAUUACGUUGUAAUACUUGACGGUUUCUGAACGCAGCUCAAAGUAUAGGCGUUUAUUCAUUCGCGGAAUAAGCAGAAAAGCACUCCGCCCUUCACCUCACUUCACUCGCCCCAGUUCUUCUUGUUAUUAUGCAACUGAUAGAAAUAUAUGGAACGAAUUUACCACAGGUUAUUGCGCAGAUUUCGCGCCUCGUCCCCAGCCGGAGCUCCCGCGUUUUCCUUCAGCGGUGAACGAAUGCCCAACGCUCUGGGCGAAAGCAUACAAUCCUAGUUCCGGUUCGUUUGUACCCUUGAAUUCCAGGUGCGCCUAAGUUCGACAAUGGCUUCUCCUCACAUGCGUAGAAGGGGAGUGAACGCUGUGAUAGAUGCUGGCUCGCCUUCCAAACGAUUUUGACCUCGUAUUCUUUAGUCUUAAAUAGGGUAGGGGUUUUGGGAAGCGGGCCGCACACCCCCACCCGACUGUUCUGGGAGUACCCCUCCCCGGGCCAGAUAUAAACGUACUACCAUGCGGAAGAGUAGCCCAGGGUUUUUACGUCAGGCUUUGGCAUGUCGUUUCGGUCACACUCGCUUCUUUCUAAAGAGAGGGGGAAACUAUUUAGCUGUCAUUUAUCUACCGUGUAAGAAAUAUUUGCACAAAUCUUAUUUGAACGCCAAUUAAAACAGUUGUGGAAUCUCUUUGUUAGUGUACUAGUUCCACUCAAAAAUACGCGUGAGCCCAAAUGCCAGAAAGUUGUUCAUCCAGUGGGGCACAAAAUGGAUACAGGCUUUUGAAGCACAAGUAAAAAUAAAUAUUUCUUUAAUCGUCAACGUUUCAAAAUGCAGUUAGUGUAGAAGGUUCAGGUACUGUUGGCAGCCGGUCUUGCUUUUCUUCUCCUGAGGGCCCCACCCAUGUCUUGUCCCAAUCCCUUUUCGUCCAAAGGGUCUCGCCUCAUUCUCCCAGGCUGAUUGCGAGAAAAAAAGAGCGCCAGCGACCUACUUAAGUUCAAAGAUAUCAAUAAAAUGACCAUGAGUUCAGCCAUAUGAAUAUCUGAAUAAUUCUCCUACUGUAAUUAUGGAUAUAAGAGCAGCUAAGAGCUGUGUAAUUUUGAUGUCUGCCUUGUCUACCCACAGACUCUCUGUUUUGUCUUGAGUUCAUUGACAUAAAAAAUAACUUGCACGAAAAAAGUCUGUUGAGACUAAUGCCCACCUUGCAUUGGGGCAUACAAUAAAUUAUUACAAAUUUGUUAUACAUAAAUGAGUGAUAUUCAUUGGAG